Messenger RNA from Varanus komodoensis (Komodo dragon), 9634 nucleotides. It is a transcript of the gene PM20D2, whose product is annotated as peptidase M20 domain containing 2. Bases 144 to 1529 code for a protein of 461 amino acids. NCBI's taxonomy places the organism in Eukaryota, Metazoa, Chordata, Lepidosauria, Squamata, Varanidae. Gene Ontology annotation, molecular function: dipeptidase activity. The record is from RefSeq and is a predicted model, not a curated record. The transcript is spliced from 7 exons.
CAGUCGCUCGUGGCUGCAGAGGAUAGUGUUGCUGGUUGCUUAUUUUCUUCCUCGGGGGUGUCGUUUGUCACCUUGUCUCAGCGGAGGGAACAAACGGCUCUUUUCGGGUUGUUGGGUCCUUCCGUUAUUCUGAUUUUUUUUCGAUGAGGCCAAAUGAGGCUGUGGAGGUGCCCGCGUUGGCGGCGCGCCUGGAGGAGCUGAAGCGGCGAGCAGCCGAGUGCAUCGAGGCGUCGUCGGAGCGCCUGGCCGAGCUGAGCCGGGAGAUCUGGAGCCGGCCGGAGCUGGCCUACGAGGAGCGUCAUGCUCACGCCGCCAUGACUCGCUUCUUCGCCGGCUGCCCCUCGCCCACCUCGCCGGCGGCGGCGUGGUCGGUGCAGCGCAACUACAAGCUGGAGACGGCCUUCCGGGCGGACUGGCAGUGGGACGGGAUCCCCGGCGAAGCUGGCCAGGUGCUGCCUCCGAUCCGCGUGGGCUUCUUAUGCGAGUACGACGCCCUGCCCGGCAUCGGUCACGCCUGCGGCCACAACCUUAUCGCCGAGGUGGGCGCCGGGGCCGCCCUGGGCCUGAAGGGCGCCCUAGAGAACAUUCGCCAGAGCUCCGCUGCCGGACCCGCCCGACAGGCUCCUGCAGUCCAGGUCACGGUGCUCGGCACUCCCGCUGAGGAGGAUGGAGGAGGCAAGAUAGAGUUAAUCAAAGCUGGGGCUUUCGAUGAUCUAGAUGUUGUUUUCAUGGCUCAUCCCUCCCAAGAAGAUGCAGCCUAUUUGCCUGAUGUAGCAGAACAUGAUGUGACUGUGAAAUACUUUGGAAAAGCUGCUCAUGCUGCUGCUUACCCUUGGGAAGGAGUAAAUGCAUUAGAUGCUGCUGUUCUUGCAUACAACAAUCUGUCACUUUUAAGACAGCAAAUGAAACCAACCUGGAGAGUUCAUGGUAUAAUAAAGAAUGGUGGUGUGAAACCUAAUAUCAUCCCUUUUUAUGCUGAAUUAGAAUUUUACCUCCGUACUCCUUCAUUAAGGGAACUCUCCAUCCUGACAGAAAAAGCAGAAAACUGUUUUAAAGCUGCAGCUUUGGCUACAGGGUGUGAAGUGGAAUUAAAAAGUGGUCCAAAUGAAUACUUUAAUGUGCUUCCUAACAAGAGCCUGGAAAAGGCUUACAUAGAGAAUGGCAAGAAACUAGGCAUGGAUUUCAUCCAGGAUGAUAACUUGAAUGGGCUCUCAGGUUCUACUGACUUUGGAAAUGUUAGUUUUGUGAUUCCUGGGAUUCAUCCCUAUUUCUAUAUUGGCUCUGAUGCACUGAACCAUACAGAGGAGUACACAACAGCUGCAGGAUCAGAAGAUGCUCAGUUCUAUGCCCUGCGGACAGCUAAAGCUUUGGCAAUGACUGCCUUAGAUGUUAUUUUCAAGCCAGAUCUAAUGGAGAAAGCCAAAGAAGACUUCAGAAUAGUGAGACUGAAAGAGGAAGUAGACUUGAAUAGGUCUGAACACGGAAAAGGAUCUGGUCUUGGUAUUGGAGCAGCAUGUGCAUCACGGUGAAAGAAUGCAGGAAUGUUUAUGUGCAAGAAAGUCCAGAACUGCUGCACCUGGUUUCUAGAGAGUAUAACUGGAGAGAUAAGGACAUUAUGAGUGAUUCAACUAAAUAACCUCGGAGUACUUAAAAAAAUUUUUUUUUUAAUACUAGUAUCAUGUUACUGUCUCAGUUUGGAUGACAGAGCUACAUGAUUUCUCUGCAGUGAUUGAAAAUUGCUGAAUAUCUUAGUUUUGCAAACUUUUGCAAGAUGAUUUUUGAAUUGCUACUAUGAUGGUUAAAAAGGAUAGGUAGGUUGUUAUCUCUGCAGCAACUCCUGUGAGAGCUUGUUGCAUAUUAAGCUUACUACAUGCAAAACAAAAUGCAGUCAAUCAGAAUAAGAUCAUCUGUCAGUCAAAUAUUAGUGAUAUCUUCAAUCCACAUUCCAUUUGAAUCAAUAGUUAAACUUCUGCUGGUUUUAAUAGAUCUAUUGCAGUCUUUUUAUUAAUAACCAAUAGACCAAUAGAUUAAGUCUUGCAGCAAGUUUAUCAGGGCUUAAUGUAACUUCUGAUUGCCUCAGCUCACACAUGCAUAAAUAUUGUGUGUGUAUGCUUGUGGAAAAAGAAAGAGAAGGCAACAUUUUUGUAAAUCACUCCUAAUAACAAUUACGAAGACUUUGCAUGUUGAGUCACAGAUUUGCUUGUUGGAAUGUUUACAUCUUAGUAACACUAUCUAGCAGGUACCGGAAGACAAUGUUUGGGAUUUUUAACUGAAAUAUUGAUUUUUUUCCUGCUGUUCUUGAUAAUGCUGUAAGGAAAGAAGCAAUUUUCUUGUUAUCAACCUAAAGCUCUUUUCCUAAAUAUUGUACUGUGAAAAUUUGCAUUAAAUAGAAAUUGCAUGCAAAUUAAUAAUACACUGGUGUGAAAUUGAAUAUAUAUAACUGCACGAAAGUUAUACUUACUUUGCCUUUUUAAGAGUUGAUAAACUGAAGAAAGAAUUGUAAUAUUACUGUGGUGUAUUUUAAAUGCCUGAUAAGAUUUGGCUUCCUUCACUCAGUGAAGCUUAGCUUUUGCAAUCACUGUUCUUCUUUUCAGAAGAGGAGGGGAGGCUCAGGAAGGUUGCAUCUCUCUAUGAAGUAGAGUCAAUUUAUGAUAGUAGGGAACAGGAACCCUUCAGCAUCCAAACUGAUAACACGAGGGUCUCUUGAAGCUCUUGUUAUUUUAGUUGAUUGCUUAGUAAAGGCCUUGUAAGCUUUGCUUCUCAAAGUGUUCUUUCCUAAUAAAAGAAAUCUAAGUAGUUCACUGAGCUUGGAUGUUUCUGCUCAAAGCAGCUUGCCAUGUAAAUUGUUAUAUGAUCAAGAUGCCUGGAGGAGAAAAACACAUUAUAUUGAUUUGUUUCUUAGUUUCUGGAGAAUGCUGAAGAUUGCAGCAGGUGGCUUAAAACUGGCAAGAGCUCCUGUUCCUUCCUCAUGAGAUGCUAAAAUUGCAAACUUUAAAGUUACAAGGCUUAUUAGUUCUAAAUUGUUUUAUUUUCUGUAUUCUGUGACACAGGGCUGGGUGCUUUGGUAUCAACUGCUGGGUAUUAUGGACAACCAGCGCGAUAUUCAUAUCCUUAGUUGAUUCCUUAGUAAAUAUUUGGGAGAAAGAUUUGGCAAAUUCUUGUGUAGUAGCUCACCGUGGCAACAAGCAUAAUAACCCCUGCCUGCAACAUACCUUCCCAGUCUUCUCUCUCCAUCUGAACAAGAAAAGAAAUUGAAUUUACUGUGAAUUUCUGUGAAAUAUUAUGGAUAACUUGGCUGUACAUUUUGUCCAACAGUUUUCAGACAUGUUUUAAUAACUUAUUUAUUUGAUCAGGAAAUAUAUACACAAAUGCUUGAUGGUUAUUUGACAGAUCAAAAGUCUCAAAACUUGUUAUUGUCAUGAUACAAUACCUCUUGUUAAGUCUACAUGGACAGGACAAUAUACCAAGAUAAAUUAAUUCACCAGCAACUCAGUUUGCAAUUCACUUUAACAUGGAUGGUGGAUUUCUUUAAAGCUUGAAUUGGUCAGGAAAACUAAUUAUGUUUCCAGCUCUAAGAGCAAUUAGAUAGAUGACCAUGAAAGAUUUAGCCGCCUUAAUAGUGACCCACACUUGGGGAAAUUCUGUUCUAAUUGAUGUCUGCUAAGGCACAUCAUUACAAGCUUUGAAGCAAGCCCUGUUUAACCUGGCCUCAAAUUGUGUUGGGAUUAUAUCAGCCAUGAUGUUGAGUUUUUGGUGCUGUCUGGUUUUAAUCAUUCUUGUUUGUUGUGGUUCUUAACUUGUUUUGUCAUUUGAAUUAUUAUUACAUUGCAUUUUCAAAAGUUUUUUUUAGUUUAGGUUUAGGUUUUAGUUGUGUUAUAUGAUGCUUUGGGAGUAUAAGCCAGCAUAUAAAUCUUAAAUUAGAAAACAAAAGGUCCUGUUUAGACAACUUUAGCAAUGUAGAUUUUUCUCCAUGUGCCAUCUCUUUUGAAGGUGCUUCCAACGAGUGUAAAGACUAUUUACGUGCAGCGUUAACAUGCCAGCAGUCUGCAACUGGAGUUGCCUCUGGUAAGGAUGGUAGCAGCUUCACUGAGCAUCUACAUGCAUUACUGGUUUUCACAUAGCCAUGACAUACUGAAAUUGAGUGCCAGGGACAAUAUCAGAGGUGACUGAACCUUGAAAGAUAAUUUUUCUUUGUAGGACAAGAGAGUUUGGAGAUUGAGGAAAGUCUUAGUGAUUUUCUUAUUAGAAGGAACACAUUUGUCCCAUUGGUUUAUAAUCUCAAAAUGUAUUAGCUAACUGCUUAACCCCUGCCUGAGCUCUUUUUAUCAACAGCAAAUGCUUUUUUUCCCUGGAGAAAAUGGUACCAGAACUCUUUUAUUAUGUUUCCUUGGGAAUAGAUGGUAAUUAAAUUGGUAUAAAGAAUAUUUAAAAAGUGGACAAUCGUAAUGUGUGUUGUUGUUAGGUGCUGUCAAAUUUUCUUUGACUUAACAGCAACCCUAUGAAUAAGGCUGUAGCUUACAUUACAUUACAUGAAACACACUCAUUUGGCCGGUUAUAAUAUGUUCCAAAUCUACACCAUGUUUAUUGGCUUCAUUUACUUGGCUUUGUUCUUUGCUUUGUUGUAACUGUUGCAGAAUGCAAUCUGUGAAGCAGCCCUGAUACUUGGUUGGAUCAAACUGAUUAAGAAAUUCUGAUAAAGAACAUUGAGACACAAAGCAAAGGUAAUCAGCACACAAGAUCUUAAGAGAGUCAAAAAGAGAUUUAUCUGUUUAAAAAUCUUUCAUAUUCUGAUGAGAAUAUAAGUCUAGAGUCAAGUGAUGCUUUUUGUGAUACUAAUUCUUUCAAAAUUUUUUCUCAACCAGAUAGUCUGGAGAACACAAAUUAUUUGUGUCUCAUUCAAUCAAAGUCUUCUAGACAGAUUUCAGACUUCUUUCUCACCAAAUGUUAAAUGGCAAUCUCCAAUUUUCUGGCUACUGCUUAAGAUCUAGUAUUUGAGCCCAUUUGGGUGAAUUAGCUUCUUUAUGUAGUCCCUUUGCAAAAGAUACCUUCAGAUUUUCAGAUAUAACCUUUGUGCAGUUGGAGGAUUAUUUUUUAAUUCUUUCUGUGAAUGAUAAUACCUUUGAAGGUUAAAGUUUUUGAUGUGUUAAUGACAUUUUGAUAAUAAGGUCCAUGACAUUCCAUUCUGAUGCUUAAUAUAAAAGAUCUUGCUAUUCCAACAAUAAGGGUCAGAAUUCUAGCCAGCUCACAAAGGUAUAUUCUAGAUAUAGCAUCUCUUCAGGAAACACUAGAAGUCUGACAUGCAUAAAAAAGAUGGAUAGUAGGGCAGUUCUAUGCCCUAGGCACACACAAAUCAAGAUGUAUCUAUUAUAGCUGCUAAGAAAUGUGCUUUUAUCAAAGUGACAUUCCACAGGGAUCCAAGGGGGAGAUUUAUUUUUGCAACAGGGUGAUGAGUGGGUAAGCUUAUGAUGAGCAUCUAUACAGAGUUCCAGCAAGGGACACCAAAUAUUCCUUGGAAGUCAUCUUGUAAAGCUCGACAAUUACAGCAGGCUGAAGUGAUUCUGGGAGGUGAUUUACACAUGAGGGUUGAUGAAAGGCCAGACAGCUGUAGUAACAAAAACUGGGUCACUAGCAAAGUCAUUUGUAUCACAUAAUAUUUGGAAAAACUACAUAUACAAGAACUUUAUUUUAUGUUUAGCCAAAAACCAAAACUAUGCCCGGCCAAACUAUACUGGUCUCACAGAAUCUAGGGGAUCAAUUCUGAGCAUCCAGAUGGGGAUUACUGCAGUGACUGAACAUAAGCCAAUUGCAAUGGGUCUUUACCUAAUGAAGGAGCAUAACCAUUCACAUGCUGUUUUAGCUCCAGCCUGCUGGCUCAUUAGGAGGUAGUAAAAUGACCCAAGAAAGCUCAUUUUUCACUCUAGAAACUCACAUCAGACUAUCUUCUUAAUAUGGGGUAAGGUUAAUAUGAUGACUUACUUGAGGCUUACAUAUAGAAGAAGCAAGUACUCUUAAGAUGAUUGGCAGCCAAGCAAAUUUUCUUAACUGGUACAGCUAAAUGAAAGGUAGACUUUAAGAGGAUGAGGAGCUCCAAAGUAUAUAAAGCCAUACUAGGUAAGAAAUAUAAAAGCUUUGGAAAUAAGUAACACUAAUCUCUCUAGAUAAAAAAUACUAUGAGUUUGAAAGCAAACGUUCUAAACUUCUAGCCUGUACACUUAAAAACAACAUUGUGAGUAUAUUAGAUGGAUCAUGGACUUUGCAAAAUUUGUCCAAUCAUGUUAUUGAAACAUUUGCAGGAUUCUGCCUAAGGACCUGUAUGCCUCAAAAAAAAUGAAAACUCUUCUGCUAUGUCAACAUUUCUCAUCAAGGUGAAACCUAAAGCCCUUGCAACACAGGGAUCUAUUGAACCAGGCAUAUAAGAGGAGGAAAUUAAAACCAUUUUUAAACAUGCAGAGCAGAAGAUAGGCAUGCAUGGGUGCACUGAACAGUUUUACAAAGGGGGGAAAUCCUGAUACUUUACUGGAAAACCUUGUGUAAUCUCUAAAUCCUGGAAAGAAGCCAGGGUUGUCAUGAUGCUUAAACCAGGCAGAAUCCCUAAGGCUUUGGUAUAUUGAUCCAUUCUUCUGUCUGAAUCAAGGCACCAAACUUUCCCAUUUUCCUAAACAGAUUUAAUACAUUUAUAUCUGUAUUGAAAAAGGCCAAACAAAUACGUUCCUAACUCCACCAUAUAUUAAAUAUAAUGCCCAGCUGUACUAAACACAGAGCUCCAUCAGCCCUACCUGCCUUGGCUACUUUCAGAGCAUUUAACAACAUGAAAUGGACUUCUCUAAAAGAGGUGCCGGCAAGAAUUGCUGCAUUUCCUUGCACUUCUAUUUUGCAAAUGCAGUGGCCAAAACUUAAGGGUUUGGCUCCAGACCAUUAUUAUUAGCCAGGGGCAUGAGGCAAGGCUAUCACGACUCCUCCAUACUAUUUAACCUAGGUGGCAAAUGAUGGGAGGGCAAACCAGAGAUUGCAAGUCUGUAUGGACAGCAUCCUAUUUGAUCAAUAUAUUUGUAGAUGACAGCAGGGAUUUUAAAAAACCCUGAAUGUCCCUUUCCACCAUACAGCAGGAUUGCAAUCCGCUAUUCUAAGUCAGAAUUAUUUUGCCUUACUACCUUUCUAGAGGAGCACAAGCAGUUACAAAAACUGUCACAGCUGUAGUUGCAACCAAGCUGCUUUAGGUGCUUGGGAGUUACAGUGCUGAAAUUCCUUCAGCAGCAGCAGCAGCAGCAAAGGAAUUAUGUCCUUCCAGUAAGGGAACUGAGGCUAGAUCUUCAAACCUGGAACAAACUAAAUUUGUUUUGGGCAGAAUAGCAGAGCAUGGUUCUGCCCAACUUGUUCAAGACAUUAUCUGUUCCUAUUCUGGAAUGCUCCAUGGAAAGAAUGAUAAAAACUGAUGGAAGCUUUUGCACAUGUGGAGAAAGGGGAAAGAAUUCACAAACUAGGCCUUACGUAGAAAUACAAAAAAGGUUGCUUGGGAUUCCAGUAUUUAGAUCUUAAUUAUCACCCAGCUCAGAUACUUUACUUGAAUGUUCUAUGAGUCCAAAUGGAAGAUGCUCACGUAAUUCCCUCAAUGAGAGGUUUAGUAUUAAAGAAUGCUGAGCGAGCAGUUACAGGCAAUUAUUUUACUGCUUUUUGCAUUUGGAAACAAUGGGCAGAGCAUAUAGCCCCAUAUUCCUCUCCCCUGGUCCCUUUUUGUUAGAAACACAAGUAUUGCCAAUAGCCAUGGGAAGUCAAAGAACUAGCAAGAGCAUAAGACUCAAAGAGGCAGCUCAUCUUGGAGAAUGAUUGAUUAGCAAAGUUUAACGUAGGCUGCCAAGUCUUCAGAUUAGACUGUCAGCAGUCUGGCCAGGGUCAAAGACGGGUCUGAUGAAACCAUGUCAAGGACUCUGAUCAGCCUGGAAAGGGUGCUGUAAAAUUGACUAAGCUAACUGGGAUAGCUUGACCUUUUCUAAAAGAGGUGUUGGCAGCACACCCUUCAGGGCCAUCUCAGCCAAACUAAAAUAAGCAGUGUUCAAAAUGCUAUAUUGAUGGCAUUAUAGCCUGUUCAAGCUGCACCAUAUGGGCACCUUACCACUGCUUCAGUGCUGGAGAGGGUAUGGAGGUGUAGGAACUCUGUCCCAUAUGCUGGGAGUUGCCCUAAAGUUCAAACCUCCUGGGCUGCAGUUUCUGGGAUUAUAUCAGAUAUAAUACUAUGCAUUACUGUCUCUAAUACCCUCCCAGCACUCCAUAGUGGACAACGUCCAGGGUAAUUUAUUGCAUGGCGAGAUACUUCUGUUUUUGUUCAUGAAUGUCUACUUGGCAUUUGUGCAGCACUGGAAAGCAAGUUCUGAAUGUUAGAGGCCUUGCUUUGCAAAAUAUGAACAAUCACAUUCUCAGAUUAACUUGUCACAGUAGAGUGGUGUGAGAGACUGCAAAAUAUGACCAGUUCACCAAAAUCUGGUUUCCAUUUAACACUGUCAUAUAAAAAGGAAUAGUGGAUCAUAAAUCUCCGGCAGCCUAACGUCAUUCUAGAAAGAUUACUAAAGUACUAGAAGACAGAGGCUUUUAUAAGGGUUAAGCUCUGGACAUACACCAUCUUAAUGAACAUGAAAGAAAGACAAAUGGGAACACAGUUUUUGUAUGGUUGAUCUUUAAUAUGCUAGAUGUUAAUGAUACUGUAUUCACGAUAAACCUAUGUUUAAGAAGGAAAGUUUUUCUGAUAUGUCACUAAUUCCAUUAUUGUGCAAAUGAUGACAUAUUUUAAUAAUAUUCAGCCCUUUAUAGCUUUGUUAUCUAUCAGUAAGUUCUGCAAUGAAGUGAUACACCAGGCUGGACAAUUGUUUUGCCAAAGAAACCGCAUGUCAAGCCUAAAAUUUGAGAAAGUGCUACUUCAUGCAGACAAUAGGAAAUAAUUCUGGGAGGCUUUACCUCUGCUUGAGUCAGUUAGUACACAGGGAUGAGUUCUGCCAUUAGUGGCUCUUACACUAUUUGCUACAAAGUUGUAGGAUUUUAGAAUUUUGCUCUAAGAGCAAUGAUUUUGAAGCUUCUCUAAAUAAUGGAAAUACACAGUUGAUAGCAGUUUUUCUUGGAUCCAAAGGCAUUUUCACAAUAUUCCUUUUAGUCUGAAAGGUGGGUGCAAUGACAUACAUGCUUUUGAGUGUUUUGGCUCCUGUUGCUCUACAACAUCUGUAUGCUCUUGAAUCUACGUAUGAGUACACAGAUACCUGUAACACAGCAGGUUGGUAAAAAUGAAUGUAUGAAUAGCUUGAUGGCGACCGACUUGAAAAAGUGUAGCUAAAGUACAUGAAUAUCUUUCAAUAUACCUUUUCCCCCCUGAAGGCUUACCUUUGAAAUUAUCACAAAACAUUAUACCUUCAGAUAUUUACCAAAGGUUUGUUUAGGUGUUAAAACAGCUUGUGCCAUUUGUACCCAGAAUUUUUCAUUUGGAUAAACAAUUGAGCUAUACAGCAAGUUACUGGUGUGAAAUACUUUUAUUAAGCCUCUUUUUGAUGAACCACUGCUGAUCUGCUCUGAUGUUAAUUUUGUAUACUCUGUUUUACUGGUAUGCUACAUGCGGCUCUUUGCUGGAUUGUAAGAAUAAAAUCACUGACUUGAA